Molecule: messenger RNA, 3685 nt
Organism: Thecamonas trahens ATCC 50062
Lineage: Eukaryota; Apusomonadida; Apusomonadidae
Exons: 3
Coding region: 53-3685 (1210 amino acids)
Molecular function (GO): protein binding
Source: RefSeq, a predicted model, not a curated record
AUACAUUCACACACACCCAUACACACUCAUUCUUCUGGAUAGCGGUGUACAUAUGAUCGACAGACUGCCUGGAGAGGUCCUCCACCUCAUUGCCUAUCACGUCGACGUGCUGGGGGCUGGCGAGGUGGUGGCCAUGGCGGCGACGUGCAAGGCGGUGCACACGGCCCUCCUCGGCUCGACGUACAGCACGAACAUGGCAAAGGCAUUGCUAGGUUGGGAUUCAUGCUUGGCAAGACGGUUGUGGGGCGGGGCCCGGAUGGCGCUGAGACGAGGACGGCGAUGGGAGCCGCGGGCGGUAGUACGCGCCGUGUUUGACGAUGCAGAGCCGGACGAUGACGAGUGGCGGCUGCUGGUUCGCGAAAUGGCGGUCCGCGGCGCGGCGGUACGGGUCAAUAUCUGUGGGUCUGUGGGCAAGAUUGUGUGGUGGAAUGAUAGCCGCGACUUGGGCAUCGGCGCUGUAGCCGUAGCCUAUGGUCUCGAGGACGUAGCACUCGGCUUGCUCGGCGAGGUGAGUAGGAGCGACCAGACGCAGAUGUUUGUGCUAGGCGCGCAGAUGGGUAUGGCGAAGCUUGUGGUCCAGCUGCUGGCCGACGACUCGCUCGAUGUAGCCGCCGAGGACAACUAUGCCAUCCGGUACGCGGCCAAGUCCGGUCACGCCGAGAUGGUGCGGCUGCUGCUCGCCGAUCCGCGGAUUGACCCGGCAGCCGACGCCUCGCACGCCAUUCGGUGGGCGUCCCGCAAUGGUCACACUGAAGUGGUGCGGCUGCUGCUCGCCGAUCCGCGCGUCGAUCCGGCCGCCGACAACAACUUUGCGGUGAGCUGGGCGUUUGAAAACGAGCACGCCAGUGUGUUCAAGCUGCUUCUGGCCGAUCCGCGAGUCGAACUGCCGGCCGACCACCACGAGGCGCUCCGAUGGGCGGCUGAGUUUGGGCAUGUUGACGUCGUCGAGCUCCUGCUAGCCGACCCGGCAGUCGACCCGGCGGCCAACGACUGCGACGCCCUGCGCUGGGCCGCCGCCAUGGGCCACGCGGCGGUCAUUGCUGUACUGUUGCAAGACGGGCGCGUUGACCCUUGCGUAGGCGACAACUUUCCCAUCCGAAUCACUGCCGAGAAAGGGCAUCUGGCCGCGGUCAAGCUCCUCCUUUGUGACCAGCGCGUCGAUCCAAGUGCCGACAGUAACUACGCCGUACGCAAGGCCCACGUCAACGGGCACCUCGACGUCGUCACUGUGCUUGUUGCCGAUCCGCGCGUCGAGGCGAGCGUCAUCGGCGAUUUAUCCAGCGCCGUCACCCGAGCUCCCUCGCUGGAUCCUGCCGAGUAUGAGCGCUACCUGGCUCUGCUGGCCGAGCGGUCGCGCCUGGUGAGCAAGCUUAAGGAGGCCGAGAUGGAUCCAGAGACCAAGGCUCGGGAGAAGGCGUUCUCCACCUACUUUUCUGGUGCGCAUGCUGAAGCUGCCCCCUCUGCGGCAGGAGGCGGAGGAUGCGCGAACGGCGCGGCGCGGAGCUCGCCGCCGCGGCGAGCUGAUGCACCGUCGGCGGGGACGACCGCGGGCGGGCGGCGGCGCAAGGCAUGGGGGACACCGCAGGCGCCGGUCAUUCUCGCGCCCGAAGCCGGUCAGGCCUCGCCGCGGGUCAAGGCCCGGUGGCAACGCGACUCGCUGCACAUUGCCGGGCCGGGUGGAAAGGCUAUCCAUGUCUCCAAAGCGCAGUCGGCGCGGGCACUGCUGCAAGCAGGUCCGCUCUCGACAGAAUCAGGUUCGGGCUUGGGCUCGGACUCGGAUUCGGGCGCGAGCUUGGGGUCUGGCGACUCCGAGUUGGAGGCCGUCUCGGGCACCGGUUCGUCGUCGCGCGACAUCGAGGCCAACGUAGCUGCCAAAGUUGCGGCCCUUUCUUCGUCCAAGCAGCGAAUGGUGGUUCGGCUGCUGGAUCGGCUGGCGGACCUGGACAUCGAAUCGGAGACGUCUGGCGACGGAGACGUGCGGUCGUCGCUCGACCUAUUGCAGCGGCUGCUGGCGUCGGCGCGGUCGCCGGCGCGGUCGCCGGCAGCGCGGUCGCCGGCAGUGCAGUCACCGGCUGGUGUGGCUGAGACGGUCGACCGGUCACCGCUGAUGUUGCCGGUGGGAGCCGCGUCGACAGCCGCGUCGACUCCGACCAGGACGCCGUUGAUGUCACCGGCGGCAACUGUGGACACGCCCGACUCGCUGGCAUCGCCAACAAGGGCGGCGUCGCCGAUGGCACUGCCAGCGUCGCGGCCGGUGGCGAGGCCACAGUUUGACACGCUCAUCGAGUGCACACCGUUGAGGAUACUUCUUUCGCGGGGAGACCAGACUACAGCCAUCUCACUUGGCAAUGUCCAGCUUUUUGACGCGUCGGGACAGAGUGUGACGGUGUUGGCCGAUUCGCAAGUCUCGCUCGCCGGUGUGGCCGGGCCAAGCAAGCUCGACACUUCAGCGCUCUUCGACGAAGCUGCGCCGCAGUGGCUGGUGCCACGGGCGCGCGACGCGCCGGCGGUUGUCGUCUCGAUCGCCAUUCCGUCGAUUGUGCCGUUGGCCUCGGUCGUGCUGACCAACUCGAACGAGGCCGCUUCGGCAGCCAGCUGGGUUGUCGUCAAAUGGGACGGCCGGCAGGUGUGGUCGGGCGAGCUGGCGCUCGGCGGUAGCGCCCGGGUCAACCUCUGCGGUCCGGAGAGUGCCAAGCUGUCAGAGAACGCUGCACCUGCCAACAGGCUGGAAACAGAUGGUGUGGCGGUAGAAGCGUCGGCGGCGACAGAAGCCGUGCCGGCCAAGGUUGUGGCCGCGCAAGUGUUGCCGACCGAGGUCCACAGCCUGCGGCUGAUCAUCCGGUCGACGCACGGCCACCGGACUCGGGUUGGGCUGACCAAUCUGAGUCUUGUCGACAGCGCCGGAGUGGUCAUUCCGAUCGAUCCAGAGCUCGACGUCGAGGUGGAGGGACUUGACCCGAGCGGGCCGGCAUGGCAGGCCGCCAUCACGCCGAUGUUCAACGGAGUGACAGCGACAUGCAGCCCGGACGACAUGUGGCUUGGAUGGCUGAUGUCGGGCUUUGAGCCGCACGUCGAGAUCACCAUCUCGUAUGCGUGGACCGGGCAAGCGCGCCAGCUUGUUCUCCACAACUACAACGCGUCGCUCAAGGACUCGGUCAAGUGCGUGCGCGGGCUGCAAGUCUGGCACGAUCGCGAACUGGUGUGGGAGGGCGAGGUGAGCGAGGCGAAGGGCAACGCGGUCUUUCCGUACCAGCACGUUGUGGAGCUGGAGUCGGACGUGUCGGCGUCUUAUGACGCGCCGUCGUCGCUGACGUUGUCUGCGACGGGAGGCUCUUCGCCCGAGCGUGGUGGGCGAGGCACAGAGUCAGCGUCGCCUGAGCAAGCGUCGCCGGCGCCGUCGCCGCCGGCGGUGUGGCAGGCGCCGAUGGCAUCGACUAUCACGCUCAACAUCCUGUCUACCUGGGGAGAUCCGUUCUAUGUCGGCAUGACUGGGCUGGAGAUCAUCGACGCCGAGACGCGGCAGCCGAUUCCGCUGACAGCGAGCGCACUGGAGGCGUCGCCGGCGUCACUUAACGACCUCGACGAAGUGAGCGGCGACCCGCGGACGGUGGACAAACUUGUGGACGGCGAGGUGGCGACGCGCGACGACACGCAUAUGUGGCUCAUCCUUUACCCCCGGCGCUGA